Molecule: messenger RNA, 939 nt
Organism: Alternaria conjuncta
Lineage: Eukaryota; Fungi; Ascomycota; Dothideomycetes; Pleosporales; Pleosporaceae
Exons: 3
Coding region: 1-939 (312 amino acids)
Biological process (GO): adenylate cyclase-activating G protein-coupled receptor signaling pathway
Cellular component (GO): plasma membrane
Molecular function (GO): G protein-coupled receptor activity
Source: RefSeq, a predicted model, not a curated record
AUGCCCAAUGCCUCGCUCAUGAGCAAGAUACUUAUUUGCGGCUCCGUCUGGGUCAUUCCUACCAUCACAGCGAGUACAGCCGCAGGAUUGAACGAGUUGAGCCCCGUCAGCGGAAACUGGUGCUGGAUAUCGGGCACGCGAACUGACCUGCGCUAUGCCCUGGGCCAUGGCUGGAGGUUCAGCAUCAUCUUCGGAACCAUUGGAAUCUACAUCUACAUCUGGAUCUACAUGCGUCGGCACUUUUCGCAACUGCACUCCAUGAGCCAAGGAGGGUCAUACAAUCAAGCCAGCGCUGCCAAGCGCCGCGAAUUCCGCCGAGACGACGCCCACGAGCUGAGGAGCGAAUCGCAGACGGAGCUGCAUGAGAUCAACGUGGAGUACGCCUACGAAGUAAAACACUCCGAUGGCAUGAGCGACACCAACCUAGGAAAGGAAGACAUCAUCUUCACAGCCAGCGACCUAGAGACAAACAGCCGCAAAAGCGCCACCACACUGUCCCCUCCCAUGUCACCCAAGAGCCCUUACUUCCAAUCCGCAUCAGCCUUCCCCUCAGAAAUGACUGCGCCCUCAGAUAAGAAGCGCAGCAUCGGCAUGAUCAGCAACCAUCCCGCGCCAAUGUCCGGGGCUUACGAGUCGGGCGCACCCCACGAAUCGGGAAGUAAUCAGCAGGGCGCCACCAGCACAAAGAAGGUUGAGCGAGAAAUCAAGAGGAUGUUGCUCCUCAACGCAUACCCUAUUCUGUACAUCAUCCUCUGGUUACCUGGUAUUCUCAACCGCUUGGUGGAAGCUGCUGGCCAUCCCAGCUAUGCGUUGAGUAUUUUGCAAUGCUCAACGCAAUAUAUUGGGUUCGCGAACGCAAUUACCUAUGGCUUCAACGAGCAUCUCAAGACGACGCUGAGACGCGACUUCGUCAAGUGGUGGCGGGCGCGGCGGAGUUGA